Procambarus clarkii (red swamp crayfish) is the source of this 4529-nucleotide messenger RNA. Its product is annotated as protein O-glucosyltransferase 2. Gene Ontology annotation, molecular function: protein binding; glucosyltransferase activity. Gene Ontology annotation, cellular component: endomembrane system. The record is from RefSeq and is a predicted model, not a curated record. Lineage: Eukaryota; Metazoa; Arthropoda; Malacostraca; Decapoda; Cambaridae.
CGAAAUGGCUAGUCUCCUCCAAGACGUCCUGAAGGCAGCAUCAUGAAGGCGAGACUCUCGCUCUUCAUCUUCCUCAGCGUCUUGUGUCACGCUCAAGGAGGCAAGAAGGUCAAGGUGGAUGUAAAGGCCACCAGAGUCUUCGGGCCAGGCUUGCAGCCAGAGAGAAUUGUCUUCCCUGUGCGGUAUUUCUUCAUAGAGGCGUAUGACAAGAAGGGCAACAGAAUUCAGAAAUCUGUUGGGGAUUCCUUCAGCGUACAAAUCAAUGGAGACACAACUCAUGGCUCAUACUGCAGGAAGUGGGCACAAGUCCUUGAUCGAUAUGAUGGAUCAUACAUUGUCAGAUAUCGCGUAUACCAGACAUGUAGAGGACUAACUAUUAAUGUCUUGUACAAUAAUCAGCAUGUUGCAGACUCUCCAUAUAAAAUUUUAGAUCCUGUUUACUCUGAAGACUGUUAUUGUCCAAUGGGAGACAUUACUAGUUGGCAGGAACUAGUUGGUUGUCCCUCUUCCUAUGCACAAAUUGACGAAGAUCUCAAAAAUUUCCAUGAGGUGGACUUUGGUUUGGCUCUCAAUGCAGCCAUCGAAAGAUUCAAUCAAGCAGGGUCUCGAAGUUUCUGCAACUACGUAAUCAAGAACAACAAGGUGUAUCGUAAGUGUUAUGGCCUUCAUGUGGGAUUCAAUAUGUUCAUGGACAACAUACUUCAUUCCCUGCUCAGGAAGAUGACUCUUCCUGAUGUUGAAUUUAUUAUUAAUUUAGGUGAUUGGCCACUUGUUAAUCCAAAGAUGAAGCCACUUAUACCCAUCUUCUCAUGGUGUGGUUCUGAAGACACCGCCGAUAUUGUUUUGCCCACCUAUGACAUCACCGACUCUACCUUAGAGAUGAUGGGCAGAGUGAGUCUUGACAUAUUAUCCGUUCAGUCUAACAAUGACAUACCAUGGGAGCAGAAGAAACCGCAGGGAUUCUGGCGAGGCCGUGAUUCACGCCAGGAAAGGCUUGACCUCAUCACUUUAGCCAGGGAAAAUAAGGACUUGAUAAAUGCCUCGCUUACCAACUUUUUCUUUUUUAAAGAUCAAGAAGAUAAAUAUGGCCCUAAGGAAAAACAUGUCUCAUUCUUCAAAUUCUUUGAUUACAAAUACCAGAUCAACAUUGAUGGAACAGUAGCAGCCUACCGCCUCCCUUAUCUCCUGGGUGGAAACAGUGUGGUGCUGAAGCAAGACUCGUCUUAUUAUGAAUUCUUCUAUCAUGACUUAGAGCCUUACGUUCACUACAUUCCUUUUAAGAGGGACCUCUCUGACCUGAUUGAAAAGAUUAAGUGGGCAAGGACUAAUGAUGACAAGGCCAAAGUGAUUGCCCAGAAUGGCAGGCAGUAUGCGCAGAAACAUCUCAUGGCAAAAGAUGUGUAUUGCUAUCAUGCUGUCUUACUGAAGGAAUGGAGUAAACGGCUUAAUUCCAAGGUGGAUAUACGGGAAGGUAUGGAAUAUGUGCCCAUUAAGGAAAAUGAGAAGAGAUUUGGGGACUGUAAUUGCCAUCGACUUGGCCGCCAUGACGAACUUUAGACUUAGUUAAGUAUUAUUGCACAGAAUAAGAUUAUUUAUCAUUAACUAUGUAAUUAUUCAUUACUGUACAGUUAACCACUUAUAAUUAUCUGUAUUGGUACUGUACACUAGAGUAUGCAACCUUAAGAUAAUGGACUUUAUUGUAUUACCAUCUUACAGUAAUUCUUGUCCAUUCAAUGUGUUAACGAUUUAUAUAUGAAUGAGGUAAAAUAAUUUUUUUUGGGGUGUGCAUCAUGAGUCCACUUAUGAGGUUUUUAACUUUUUUCUUUUGCCAACAACUUUCAUGAAAGUGGACGGGGGCCUUCAUGCUGCACUAAAAAUGUCACAUAUAAUGUAUGAGACGUCUCAAUUGUGAAGAUUAAUGUGCCACUAAACCUUUUCUUCCCAAAAUGUUGCAAAUCAAUAGCAGUAUUCUUCAAUGUAUUUAUUUUUCAUGUGAUGUACGCUGUGACCUUAAGAUUUAGGUAGUAUAUGUUUGAAGACUCAUGUAUUGACUAUAAGCCAGGACAGCUAUACAUUGCUCUCUUUGUUACAGAGUAUUCAGUUCUAAGAUACCAUUCAUUAUGCCAAGACAAGGGCAGAAAUUUGUAAGAAGCUUAGAUGUGCAACUAUAUUCCUCUGUGUAUCUGGAUAGUUGUUUUUGUACAGUACUUACUGAACUUUGGUAUACAGGUUCUUUAAAUUAAGAUAUUAGCAUUUCAUGUUUUAAUGCUAUGUAGAUGCACAGUGGAAAUACUUCUACAUAUGAAGAUGGGUAGCAGGAUUCUUAAAAAAGAAAUUAUUAUGCUGUAGGUGCCUCACCUAGAGUGAGUGGUAACCAUGUAGGUUUUAUCAAGUGAUUAUUUGAUAUCAAUAAUAUAUCGAUAAAUAAUUAAGUGAUAGGAUGGAGGAGGGUUAAACUAGAAGAGCAUAAUGAUAAUUUUAACAUGUUUCCAAAGCAGAGCUAAAAUUUUCUGUUUUAUUCAAGAAAGUUUUUAACCACAAAUAUUUUUUGUGUCAAGCAAGUUUAUAUAUAACCUUUAAAUAUUUAAAACGUAUUACACUAUUGUAAUAUUAAGCAAAUAUGUCCAUAUAAACAAACUGUUUUCUUGAUGGCAAACCAUUACGAAAGAACAAUUCAUUGCUUCUUAGGCACCUGAUACAAGAGCAACUGUGCCCCAUGAAAGCUCGGAAAGUCACUUGAGGCCAUAAGUACACACUCCUACAAAACUUUGGAAUCGUGAAAGUUUGAAAUGGUAAUCUCAAAUCAUUGACCAAAACAAACUACCGUAUUCAUACAAUUGUGUUUUUCUAAAACAGUGAUGAUACUGAUAUAUGUACUUGUUCAUAGUACUAUACCUCUAUACUGUAUAAUAAUUCUGUAAGUUUAAUUUAAAAAAAAUUAAUUUUGACAUGUAUGUAGUUAACCAAUUUGUUAAAUGCUAUGAGAAGAUUCUAUGCAGGAAGUAGUUUGUGUAAGAGUUAAUAUUUGAAUGUAAAUGUAUGCCAGGUUUAUUAUAUGCCACCUUAGUGGUUCAGUAUUUCUUUCGUCGAUUCCCGAGGAAAGUCAAGGCAAGAAUGUUAGAGGGUGUAAACAGUGUAUAGGCCUAAUAUGAUUAAUUUUAGUGUGCCAGAUUAAAUAAAUGCAGAUAAUGCUGUUCUUUAACAGAAUGAGAGGCUUAGGAAGACAAGUUGGAAAUUGUAUUAAUGUGUAUGCGAGUAAUUACUGAAGUGUAGUCACAGGAUGAGAGCUACACUUGUGGUGUCCCGUCUUCCCAGUACUCUUUGUCGUAUGACAGUUUUAGUCUCCAUUACCUUCUCACUUAACUCUAGAGUGAGUGUGAAAUAUUAAAAAGUGGUCAGUUUAAAUGCUUUGGAUAUGUGUUUGAUAAAAUAAGUUUGUGCAAAGUUGAAAGUGGGAAAGGAAAGUGACUGUGUAGUGAAAGUCUGGCUAGACAAUACGAGAGGAGUAGAUGUUACCAAAGGGCUGCAUGAAAGAGUGGUAGUGCUGACGCAUAUCUAAAGAUAAUGUGGUAUAAAUGUAGAGACCAAGUGUUAAGAGUUAGAGCAGAAAAAACGGAGAGUAAGAUGCAUGUGUGAUAAUAGGAGAGAAAAAAUCAAUUCAAACAUGGAGAACAUGCUCAGAUGCACACAGAAAUCACAAUAGCGCAUUAUAUAAAAUGAACAAAUCCACAAAGGCCGUGAUGAGGGAUCGAACCUACGUAUGGGAUGUUCCCAGCUGCAUCUUGGUUGUGGCACAGUUGACUAAGGCGCAUCUGGGAACAUCCCGUACGUAGGUUCAAACCCACAUUAUGGCCCUUGUGGAUUUGUUCAUGCUCAGAUGGUCCGGACACGUUGAACAAAUGAACGAUAGUAAAAUGGUGAAGUAUAUGUAUCCGAGGGUAGGAGUAGAAGGACAGGCAUGGUGUGUGAAAGGAGCAAGAGUGAACUAUAAUGGCACAUAUUAAGGAACACUGCUCGGUGGAAGCAGUUUAUAAGAUGGGAAUGAAUACCUCUGCUUUUUGUUUGUACAAUAUUGUGUAUGACAAUUUAUGAGAACCAUUGUACACCUGGUCUUAUGAACUGGUCAGAUACUGCUAGUGGUGGUGCUUAUUUAUAUAUGCCAUAUUGUGAAUAUAAUAAAAUGCUUAAGUAAAUAUCAAGAGAAGGCACAAAGUCUGUAUGACUAUUUAGCACUAGUGUUGUAGAACAGUCAAAAGGUCCUAAUUAAUAGUAUCAUUCAAUAUCCCUUUUCUAUAUUAUUUGCCAUUUUUCUCUGGACUGAUGUCUUCCUACUCCAUGAAAAUGGGAAAACGGUAAUGAUAAUAUUAGUGCACAUAAUUUAAGCCAUUACUUUUAAGCACAGUUUUUCCAUGCAAGGUUUAUUAGAAACUAACACUAUUGAAAACACUAUUGUUAUACUGUUUGUAUCUUAUAUAAUAUACUUUUGUAACUUUUUAUAUGCUGUUACUUAAUAAAAAUUAGUUCGUGGU